Opisthorchis viverrini is the source of this 1647-nucleotide messenger RNA. RefSeq lists its product as hypothetical. Gene Ontology annotation, cellular component: pyruvate dehydrogenase complex; mitochondrion. The transcript has 8 exons. Bases 1 to 1497 code for a protein of 498 amino acids. Gene Ontology annotation, biological process: pyruvate decarboxylation to acetyl-CoA. Gene Ontology annotation, molecular function: acyltransferase activity. The record is from RefSeq and is a predicted model, not a curated record. Lineage: Eukaryota; Metazoa; Platyhelminthes; Trematoda; Opisthorchiida; Opisthorchiidae.
AUGCUCUAUGGAGUAUUCCGGAACUUUGGAGUGUUGGGCUCGUUGCUCAGAGUUGCACCUAGACAACGGUACUUGCAUAUAUGCAGGGUUUCUGCGAGUCCGUUUCAGGUAAAAAUGCCUUCUUUGUCUCCGACAAUGGAAGAUGGAUCCAUCGCACAAUGGACAAAGAAGGAAGGUGACUCGGUCAGUGUUGGGGACGUUUUGUGUGAGGUUCAGACGGAUAAGGCUGUUGUUGCGCUAGAGAGCGAGGAGGAUGGAAUACUGGCCAAGAUUCUUGUCCCGGAGAAGGUGCCAAACGUAAAAGUCGGCACCUUCAUUGCAGUGAUAGCUACGUCUGAUGAAGAUUGGAAAGAAGUGGCUGCAUCGGCUGCGACACUAUCUGCUACCACACAGCAGCCGAAAGUUUCAGUUUCACCACCAGCGGCUGUUGGAACCGCUCCCAAAGUUUUGCAACCCGAUGUAGCGGCAUUUGCUCCACGCGACCCGUCGCGCAUUGGGCCUGCCGUACGGUUGCUCCUCCAAUCACAUGGAUUGGAUGGAGCUGCAAUACCUGCCUCUGGUCCACAUGGAACCCUUUUAAAAGAAGACGUGCUAUCGUACUUGACAACUCAGCCUUCCGGUCCUCAGACUCCAUCUUCUGCACCAGUCGUAGUUGCUGUUCCUCCUGGUUCAACUCCGGCGCUUUUCACUGAUAUUCCGUUGACCAAUAUGCGUAUGACGAUUGCAAAGCGCCUGACACAAUCCAAAACGACCAUCCCUCAUGGUUUCGUUCGGUCUGUUGCCUCGCUGGAUAAAAUAAUGGAUAUGAGAAAACAAAUGAAGGACCGAGCAGGACUGAAGAUUUCAGUCAAUGACAUGAUUAUCAAGGCGACUGCCCUCGGUCUAAGGCUCGUGCCUGAGCUAAACGCUAUUGCUGAUCCCGCAAACAAUAGCUGUAGGACACAAUCGUCUGUGGACAUUUGCAUGGCGGUAGCUACACCAGCCGGACUGAUCACACCAAUUCUACAAAACGUCGACCGAACACCAGUAACGCAGCUCUCUGUUAUGGCCACAAACCUCGCCAAGAGAGCACGUGAUGGCAAACUUCAGUUGCAUGAAUUUCAGGGUGGAUCGUUCACAAUCUCCAACUUGGGGAUGUUUGGCAUCCGUGAAUUCACUGCAAUUAUCAACCCCCCGCAAGUGGCAAUUAUGGCGGUCGGAUCGGGAUUUCCUAAACCGGUCGACACGUCACCAACACUACCGAACAAGGUGCUGUUUAGCAAUCAGAUGUCAAUGACUCUAUCGAUCGAUUCACGUUUUGUCGAUCAGUCCGCGGCGGGACGGUUCUUAUCGUACGUGAGCCGACUCCUGAGCGAACAUCCGGAACUACUACUGGCAGAUGAUCCGGUAGCUACGGCCGCUUUGAGAACAGGCAGUGGGAAUGUCUUUGACGAGUUUGAUAUGCUGCUCCUGUCCUUGAGCACCGAAACUACGGUACGCGCAGCAUCGGCUCCCUGAAUUUGCCUCCUCCAAACAGUACUGCUUUUACUUCUCAUACAUGGGUUGAUGGGAUUGCUUUCAGCAUUCCCCAGUUCAUGUCUGCAUACCUUCACACUGGAUUGGUAACCAGAUACAUUGUCACUUCAAUAUUAGUUAUUUGUAGUCGUU